Messenger RNA from Monodelphis domestica (gray short-tailed opossum), 3382 nucleotides. RefSeq names its product sorting nexin 12 (gene SNX12). Gene Ontology annotation, biological process: late endosome to Golgi transport; endocytic recycling. The record is from RefSeq and is a predicted model, not a curated record. Gene Ontology annotation, cellular component: retromer complex; early endosome membrane. Gene Ontology annotation, molecular function: phosphatidylinositol-3-phosphate binding. NCBI's taxonomy places the organism in Eukaryota, Metazoa, Chordata, Mammalia, Didelphimorphia, Didelphidae.
CCGCCCCCCCCACCCCCACCCGCUGGGCCACUCGGGCUCGCGCGCUGGGAGCGGGUGCGGAAAGAUGUCGGACGCGGCGGUGGCGGACACUCGGCGCCUUAACUCGAAGCCUCAGGACCUGACGGACGCCUACGGGCCUCCGAGCAACUUCCUGGAGAUCGACAUCUUCAACCCUCAGACGGUGGGCGUGGGCCGAGCGCGCUUUACCACCUACGAGGUCCGGAUGCGGACUAACCUACCAAUCUUCAAACUGAAGGAGUCAUGUGUACGGAGGCGCUACAGUGACUUUGAGUGGCUAAAGAAUGAACUGGAGAGAGACAGUAAGAUUGUAGUGCCACCACUGCCUGGGAAAGCCUUGAAGCGGCAGCUCCCCUUCCGAGGAGACGAAGGUAUCUUUGAGGAAUCCUUCAUCGAGGAAAGGAGGCAGGGCCUGGAACAGUUUAUUAACAAAAUCGCCGGGCACCCACUGGCUCAGAAUGAGCGCUGCCUACACAUGUUCCUACAGGAGGAGACAAUCGACAGGAACUACGUCCCUGGGAAGAUCCCUCCGGGUUGUCCAGGUUCACUGCACUGCCACUAAUGGAGAAGUCCAUGACAUUCGACUGUACCACAGUGUAUCGGUCUCUGUGUACAAUGUUCUCCUGGUUCUGCUCCUUUCACCAACAUGUACUGGAAUUUGUUCAGCCAUUCCCCAAUUGAAGGGCAUCCCCUCAUUUUCCAAUUUUUUCCAGCACCAGAUCUGAUUGAAGCCAGCAAAGCCCUUUACAGUGACUGUCUUAAAUGAUCUCUCUUUCUCUUUUUAAAACCCUUACGGACUUAUGAGAAAAAACUGUGGGAGCAGAAAUGUAGAAGAAAAACAUUUGCAUGGUCACAUGGGUCGAUGGCGAUAUGAUUGGGGAGGCAGACUCUAAGCGAUCACCCCAGUGCAAACGUUAAUAAUAUGGAAAUGGGUCUUGAUCAUUUUAGAUCUUUACACAUGUAAAACCCAGUGGAACCGCGCAUUGGCUAUGGGAGGGAGUGGGAGGAGGGAGGGAAAGAACAUGAAUCAUGGAACCAUGGGAAAAUAGUCUGAAUUAAUUAAAAUUUUAAGAAUAAAAAUAAAAUAGGCUUAUUUUAAAAAUCCUAAUGCCUUUUGUCUUAAAAUCUCUUCCAAGGCAGAAGAGCAGUAAGGGGUAGGCAGUUGCAGUUAAGUGACUUAGGGUCAUGUAAAUGGCUAAUGUAAAAACAGGUGGAGGUGGGCACCUAGGUGGCUCUGUGGGUUCCAAUGUGAUCUCCCACCCGUCCCAGGUAUGUGAUGGAGAGCAAGUUACUCAACCCCCUUGAUGAGGGUGUUGGGGGCAAAAGCAGGAUUUGCCCUCCAGGUAAUCACUGGGUUAUUUGGUUUCUCCUGUGGGGACUGACUGAGCCUUGCCUGGUUUCACUUAAACUUCAUCUUCCAGAUCUCCCAAAUGUCAGACUCACUUUGGAAGUGAAUCUGUUUUGGACAGCUCUGGCCUCCUCACCCAGGGGCAUCUUCCAGUAGAAGUCAGACAUAACUCCCUUGAGGUCCCUCCUUGAAGAUCUCCUCCUCUCAGCCUGCAACCUCAUCUGCAUCCCUUCAUCUCUGCCUCCUCCAGCCUCUGUCUAGGGCUGGCGGACUUCUAGCAGCUUGGUGGCAUAGUGGGUAGAGUACUGAACUUGGAGUCAGGAGAGAUCAGAGCCUCAGAAACUUCCAAGCUGUGUGGCCUUGGCAAGUCACUUCACCUCAGUUUUCUCAGCUGUAAAAUGGGGAUCAAAGUCAAAAGGACUGGUGACAGCCUAGGGUGCAGGGGAUGACCUUGGCUUCUCUAAUGUCUAACCAAGUUGUCGGAACAACUUGUGUUCAUCCAUCCAUUCUGCCACCUGGGGAAAUCUCUAUGUGCCUGGGGAAAAUGGCUCCCCCUAACCCCAACUCACUGAGAGGUUUGAGGCUCAUCAGUUACCUCAGCCUGGUUUACCCAUUUGCCAAGACAAUUUUUUAAAAUUUAGGCCAAUAUUUUCAUUUGUAUUUUUUUAUUCAAGAAUGUUUAUUAAAGAAUGAACAAGAAACCACAUUGAGAGAAAGAAUUAUUGGAGUAGAAAUGUAAAAGAAGAACAUAUGACAUCAUAUCACAUGCAUAUAUGGGUAUGUGAUUUGGGGUUCAGACUUUAAAAAAUCGUUGUAUAACAAAAAUGAAUAAUAUGGAAAUAGGCAUCAAGUGACAACAUUUGUACAACCCAGUGCAAUAACUUGUUUUUUUUUUAAUUUAAUUAGAUGAUUUGGAAUAAUUUUCCAAGACUCAUGUUCCUCCCCUCCCCCUAAAUCCCUCCCAUAUAUGACGCACAAUUCCACUGGGUUUAACAUGUGCCAUCAAUCAAGACCCAUUUCCUUAUUAGUAUUUGCACUGGGUGAUCUUUUAGAGUCCACUUUCCUAGUCAUGGCCCUAUCGACCCAUGUGAUCAAGCAGUUGUUUUUCUUCUGUGUUUCUCUUCCCACAGUUCUUCCUCUGGAUGGGGAUAGCGUUCUUUCUCGUAUGUUCCUCCAAAUAGUUCUGGAUCAUUGCAUUGCUGCUAGUAGAAAAGUCCAUUAUAUUUGAAUUUACCACAGUGUAUCCCUCUCUGUGUACAAUGUUCUCCUGCUUCUACUCCUUUCACUCUGCAUCCAUUCCUGGAGGUCCUUCCAGUUCACAUGGAAUCCCUCCCAUUCCUCAUUCCUUUCAGCACAAUAGUAUUCCGUCCCCAACAGAUACCACAAUGUGUUCAGCCAUUCCCCAAUUGAAGGGCAUCCCCUCAUUUUCCAAUUUUUUCCACCACAAAGAGUGCAGCUACAAAUAUUCUUGUACAAGUCUUUUUCCUUAUGAUCUCUUUGGGGUACAAACCCAGCAGCGUUGUGGCUGGAUCAAAGGGCAGGCAGUCUUUUAGCGCCCUUUGGGCAUAGUUCCAAAUUGCCUUCCAGAAUGGUUGGAUCAAUUCACAACUCCACCAGCAAUGAAUUAAUGUCCCUACUUUGCCACAUCCCCUCCAGCAUUCAUUACUUUCCUUUGCUGUCAAGUUAGCCAAUCUGCUAGGUGUGAGGUGAUACCUCAGAGUUGUUUUGAUUUGCAUCUCUCUGAUUAUAAGAGAUUUAGAACACUUUUUCAUGUGCUUAUUAAUAGUUUUGAUUUCUUUAUCUGAAAAUUGCCCAUUCCUGUCCCUUGCCCAUUUAUCAACUGGGGAAUGGCUUGCUUUUGGGUACAAUUGAUUUAGUUACUUAUAAAUUUGAGUGAUUAGACCUUUGUCAAAGGUUUUUGUUAUAAAGAUUGUUUCUCAAUUGGUUGCUUCUCUUCUAAUUUUUGUUGCACUAGUUUUGUUUGUACAAAACCUUUUAAAUUUAAUAUAAUCAAAA